Messenger RNA from Sphaeramia orbicularis (orbiculate cardinalfish), 1638 nucleotides. It is a transcript of the gene paqr3a, whose product is annotated as progestin and adipoQ receptor family member IIIa. The record is from RefSeq and is a predicted model, not a curated record. The transcript has 8 exons. NCBI's taxonomy places the organism in Eukaryota, Metazoa, Chordata, Actinopteri, Kurtiformes, Apogonidae. Gene Ontology annotation, molecular function: signaling receptor activity. Bases 91 to 1125 code for a protein of 344 amino acids. Gene Ontology annotation, cellular component: membrane.
UCAGUGGUGAUUUGGAAGAUGUAGCUGGAACUUGUUAGACGCUGGCGUAUUUCAAUUUUAUACUGAAUUAAUGUGAACAUUUUUGUACAAAUGCGCAGUGCCUAUUUCAAGCCUCAAAAUGGGACUCAUACUUCAUACACCAAAUUAAAAGCUUCAGGUUAUUCAACCGCCGGCUCUGCUGGUUCAGCCAUGCCUCAGAAAGUGCAGAAAAACGCUCAGACUGCGCACUACAUCGAGCUGGGGGGUUACCAGUACUGGCCCGUGCUGGUUCCCAGAGGUAUUCGACUGUACACCUACGAACAGAUCCCAGUGUUUCUGAGGGAGAACCCGUACAUCACAGAUGGAUACAGAGCCUACCUGCCCUCCAGACUCUGCAUCAAAAGUCUCUUCAUUCUGUCCAAUGAGACGGUGAACAUCUGGAGCCAUCUGCUGGGCUUCCUGCUCUUCUUCUGUCUCGCCGUUUACAACAUGGCGUCGGUUCUGCCGGACAUCGGCGCCUCCAGAGAAGACUACGUCAUCUACUCCAUCGGACUCUUCUGCUUCCAGCUGUGUAUGCUCUGUUCUGUGGGUUAUCACCUGUUCUGCUGCCAUCGAUCAGAGAAAACCAGCCGCCGCUGGAUGGCGCUGGACUAUGCCGGCGUGUCCAUCGGCAUUCUGGGAUGUUACGUCCCCGGGGUCUUCUACACCUUCUACUGCAAUAACUACUGGCGGCAGGUGUACCUGGUGACGGUCCUAGCCAUGAUCCUGGCCGUGUUCUUCGCUCAGAUCCACCCUCAUUACCUCAGUAAACAGUGGAAGCAGCUGCGUUCGCUCAUCUUCUGCUCCGUCGCCGGCUACGGACUCAUCCCCACCGUCCACUGGAUCUGCAUCACCGGCGGCUUCUCCUCGGAGCUCGUACAGGCGUUCAUUCCUCGGGUUCUGGGCAUGUACUUCAUCGCUGCGUUGGCUCUGAUUUUCUACGUGUCCAAGGUUCCUGAGCGAUAUUUCCCAGGUCAGCUGAACUACGUGGGUUCCAGUCACCAGGUCUGGCACGUUCUCCUGGUUCUCAUGUUCUACUGGUGGCACCAGACGUCAGGCUUCAUCAUGGCGUACAGACACAACCAGCCCUGCCCCGAAGCCCCGUAACACGCCCACCACGCUCCACGCCACGACGGGACACGCCCACCAGGGUCUUGGCAGCACCAGGACCCAAGACUCCACCCACAGACCUGCAGAGUCCUGAACCCGAGGGUCUUCAGUCCACGUCUGACGAGUCCAUGGCUCAACCCGGCCUAUGAGGUGACGGCGUUUUACAGAAGGGGGUGGGGCCUCACAGAGAUCCCACCCCUUUGACCCAGAAUCCACUAAAAACCACAUGUAUAGUCACUAAAAACCCCUGAAGACUGAGACCAGGAUCAGUCGAGUAGCAUUUACCUUUAACCCGAACGUUUCUGCAAGUGCCUGGAGUCGAACGCAAUCGGAAAAACGCACUUAUUUUCUACGUAUUUGAGCCGAUUUUAUUACUUUCGGACGCCCUUAAAGUCUAUUUUGAUGAUUAAACGACGUGCAAAGAGAUUAAAAGUCAGUCAAUCAGUCUUUAGUUAUCGAUGAAAUGUCCUUUAAAAGGGAAAACGAUCCAGAACUUUGCACAGUUUCAGA